Messenger RNA from Fusarium sp. VM40, 975 nucleotides. NCBI's taxonomy places the organism in Eukaryota, Fungi, Ascomycota, Sordariomycetes, Hypocreales, Nectriaceae. The record is from the annotation of a GenBank genome assembly.
AUGCCACCUGAUCCUCUCUUGGAAGAGGACGAACAAUACGCUUCUUCAGAAGACUCAGACUUUUCUCCAGACAAUGCGCCGCAACAGACUUCUGACCAUUCUGACUUGGAAGAUGAAGACGACAAAACAACCAACAAACGAAGUCACCCAGUGGACGACGAAGAUGCUGCCGAUGCAGGGUACGACAACUCAGGCGAUGAAGCAAUCAUAAAAAGGGGCGAAAAGCGUCGCAAGAAGACGCAUGCGAAAGGAGUACACGAAGAUGACGAGGGAGGUGAAGGCGGCUUGGUCAAGACCAGGAGACAGCGUGCUGCCGAGAAAGAGGAACGCAAAUAUGUCACGAAUAACGAGCCAGUCACCGUCGAUGUCGAUGCGCUUUGGGCACAAAUGAUAUCCCAGACUCCAGUUCCCGGAAGCAAGGUUGACCAACCUGACAAAACAGAUGCAGAAACCAACUCAGCAAACCAGAAGGACGAGCCAGUUUCACGAGCAAUAGACAUUGCUGGAUCAGACGAUGCAUCGGCGAUGAUACGCAUAAAACGCACCUACAACUUUGCGGGUCGGGUACACACAGAGGAGAAGCUUGUUCCGCGCGAUUCGGCCGAAGCGAAGCUAUAUCUUGCCUCACAGAGCCAGGAAGUACCUGUAGACGGUCUUGAAAAGCAGGUCACCAGGAAAGCAUUCCGGUCGGCGUUCGAGCCUCAGAUGGAGCUUUUACCCCAUCGAUCAGAUCUGAAUCUUGGAAUGGCCGCCCGAAUAAAGGCUGGCAAGGAGGCGCAAGCCAAGAAGCUUAAUGUUGUUGAGAAAAGUCGCAUGGACUGGGCCGGUUAUGUGGACAAGGAGGGCAUCAAGGACGAGCUGGAAUUGGCUGGAAAGUCCAAGGAUUCCUACAUGGCGCGAGAAGACUUUUUAGCAAAGAGUGAGGCACUCAGAGAAGAGGAUUCCAGAAGGGCGAGACUUGCGGGAAAGGUCUGA